Messenger RNA from Hypomesus transpacificus, 1812 nucleotides. It is a transcript of the gene morn5, whose product is annotated as MORN repeat containing 5. Lineage: Eukaryota; Metazoa; Chordata; Actinopteri; Osmeriformes; Osmeridae. The transcript is spliced from 5 exons. The record is from RefSeq and is a predicted model, not a curated record. Bases 176 to 802 code for a protein of 208 amino acids.
CUCGAUGUGCCAGUCAUAUGGACUCUAAAUAGCCUACUUGUUUUGAAUAAUGUGCUAUGUUCAUAAAUACUAAAUAGGCCUACUGAUCGCAUAAUUUCUUUGUUUCAAUAAAACUCCACUCCAUAACUUCAGAAAGAUAUCUGGCUCUGUCACUGUGCAAAGCGUCCAAGUUCCCAUGGCAACGUUUCCAAACUUCUUUCCUUCUGAAUCUGAAUUUUUGCCUACGUUACUAGGCCAGCUACUGUAUUUCUUUCUCACGAUCUUAUUUAUAAAUCACAUGGAAUUUACAGGUAGUAGUUACACAGGAGAAUUUAAGAAUGGCAGGAUGGAGGGAAAAGGAGAGUACGUGUUCCCCACUGAAACCAAAUAUGUUGGAGAGAUGAGAGAUGGGAUGUUCCAUGGAAAAGGUGUUCUUUAUUUUCAUAAUGGCAGCAAAUACGAAGGGACCUGGGAGAAAGGGAUAUCCAAACAGGGCAAGUAUACUUUCUCAGAUGGUCUGGAGUACCAGGAGAAGGACUGGGAGUUCUGUGACAGCUAUGACAGACAGUUCUACACUGAGAGGUGCAAUGGCCUCAAACCUGCAGGUGAGUCUCAGCUAACUGACCUGGACCCUCCGCGGGUCGUCCCAGAGGGCUGCUAUGACUGUGGAGACGGAUUCUACCAUCCGGACACCAGGGUCAUCAUCGACUACCACGGGAACUUUCUGAGAAACACAGAUGACGACGAGCACGAGUGGAUUGUGCGCACCUGUCGGAAGAGCUGGGACGAGAUUGUUGGACAUUUAGGCCCACCGGAAAACUAAUCGCUAACCAUGGCCCUGGGAGCCGAACGGAAGAAUGGAGCGAAACGUUGCAAACCUUGAAUAAAACAUAAUUUCUUUUCACAGACGGUUCUUGUUCAAGUUCAGAAGUCCAGGACCAAUUUUUUGAGUGAAAUUAGCUUACAAGUAGACUAUUAUAAAAAAAAGGAGGCUUAACGUUAUUUGAGUGAAAUUAGUCAUUGAAAUCAGCUCAACAAACAUACAAUUUAAAAUAUCAACGAAUGUUUACUUAAUGCUUGUUCACAACACUUCCUUCUCAGCAUGACUCUAAAGCGUUUCUGCUGCAUUUCAAUGUAAUCAAUGUCACAUUGUUCCCUCCAAUGUCUGUCCAAUAGUAGAGACCUAUACUCAGCAGGUCCAAUCAACAUCCUAUAGUGAUCAGCUCAGUCUGGUCCAUGAGAAACAUCCACCAACAACUCAAACUGGGAAAGCAUUUUCACUAUGAAGUGACAUAGCUUGUUCUUUAUCUCAGAUAUCUCAGAUUUUCUUUGUUUGUUUUCUGUGUGUUUCUCAGUGGAAUGUAUUUAUAAAUCCACUGAGACAGGCUCGUGUGUUUGUUUGGGAAAGAGAUCCCUCAUCUUUAAAACUCCAGAUCCUGUAUGAGGAUCAAUCCCAUGAUGCUGUCUGACAGUGACUUCCUGUCUGCGAUGGUGGUGGAAUUAGUGCUGGAGUCAUUACUGCACACGAUGACCCGUGAAGAGCUUGCCGGCCUCACCAUUGGCCUGUGAUUGCUUCCUGCCCCACAUCGGGUACACACAUAGACUCACACAUAGAGUCACAUACAUACUCUCACACACACACCAACAACUGCCUACACACACAUUGCUCUAACUCUUUCUCAUGCACAUGCACACGACACACAAGUAUUCAACUACUUGGAAUUCCCGAUAAAUCUGGAAUCUAUAAUUGCUCAUUUGUAUUUCGAGUGUGUCCCUCAAAACCAAAACUGAAUACUUGGUGUUAAAAAUGCAUAUUUCAUAUUUGUCCCAAAA